GGAACGCGACCGGCCGCGCAGAACCCGACCGCGAUCCGAUGGAGCUGGCCGUGGCGAACGAGACCGCGUCGUCGUCGCCCGCGACGUCGGUGCUUCAGACCCAGUCCGGCGGCCGUCCGCAGAUCCCCGGCGUGCAGAUGGGUGUCACCGGGCUGUACGUGGUCGGCAUAUUCGGCAACCUGCUGGCGCUGUUCAUACUGCACAGGACCCGGUCGAGCAGCAACCAGAAGCACGGGUUCAUGUUGCGGUGCCUGGCCACCAACGAUUGCAUCGCGCUGGCCGGCAUGCUCAUCCAGAUGGUGGUCGGCGUCAGAUGGCCGGGCACCAAGUACAACGUGUGGUCGUGCCGGAUCCGCGUCCUGUGGCGGUUCUUCGGGCUGGGCUCCGGGUGCGUGGCCAUCGUGAUGGCCGUCGAACGCUGGCUGGCGCUCACCAAACCGUUUUUUUACCAAAAGCAUAUUAGUCUUCGUCUACUCAAACGAAUGAUGGUCAUACUUUGGUUAGGAGUACUGUGUUUAGUGUGCGCACCAUAUUUUGGAUUUGGUCUCUAUUGGGAUGAUAAAUCGUCUACGUGUGUACGUUAUCGGAAUGCUAAGAAGCCUUUGGAUGUCCUAUACGCUUACUUAUAUUUUGGCCAUGGUGUAUUUUUAUGCUUUGCAAUAGUCUACACGAACUUAGCCGUUAUGAAAGCUCUAUGUAUGAAAGACAGUCCUCACAACCACAGCGUGUUAAUGAGACGCAUCAGUCGAGGAUCGUCAUUGACUUGCAAUGCAACUACUAAAGAAGAAAGGGCAUUCGGAUGGUUAAUGGUUUUGCUGUGUGUCGCAUUUGUUACAUGUUGGGUCCCGCAAAUGAUAGCAAUACCAUUGUCCAGGUGGUUCAUUGUGGACGAGUCGAAAGUAAAGCCGUUCUUCAUCGCCGCGGACAUGCUUUUGGCUAUGCACUUCGCACUGGACCCGUACCUGUACGUGCUUCAGCAUUGGACGUUAGUUAAGUCUAUCUGCUUGCGACCAAAGAACAAGAAAAAUGCUAACGGUGGCAGCAUGAGCGUGAGUCGCAGCAGUUCCAUGAGAACAACAUGUUUUUCAUGGUUCUCAUGGCCAGUGUUUCACUGAAUAAAAAAACUCAAAUUUAUCGUAUCGUGUAACCACAUUACUUACUUUUUAUAUCAUAACAUUUUAUUAUACUUGUGAUAACGUUUCUAUUUUAAUAUUUAUCUG
Molecule: messenger RNA, 1220 nt
Organism: Melanaphis sacchari
Lineage: Eukaryota; Metazoa; Arthropoda; Insecta; Hemiptera; Aphididae
Product: prostaglandin E2 receptor EP4 subtype-like
Exons: 5
Coding region: 39-1115 (358 amino acids)
Biological process (GO): inflammatory response; positive regulation of cytosolic calcium ion concentration; adenylate cyclase-activating G protein-coupled receptor signaling pathway
Cellular component (GO): plasma membrane
Molecular function (GO): G protein-coupled receptor activity
Source: RefSeq, a predicted model, not a curated record